GUUUUUUAACUCUUCCAAAUCGAUUCUUGAGUCAACUAUCAUAUUGAAUAUCUUCUUCAACCGACGUUAGUCGCAUAAUCCGAUACUUGAUUUUAGAUCGCGCAAUUUGGCUCUUUAAGCCAUCGCUAUGUACGGUCAACGACGGUUAGCAUUCGAAACGAGAUUUAUUGAGCCGUGCUCUCCGAAUGACUGACCGUCAAAUCACCGAAUCAACUAUCGGACUCGCAGGACGCCUUUCACAUUUACCUUACGGGUUAACCAAGGCGGAGGAUUGCGGAUGGCAAUCCACUAGGAACUUCACCCAAAGAACCCCUGUGUUCAAGGAGCUUGGCCUUCAUAAAACAUGGCGGCCAACUACUGGUUUGCAAUCUCCAGGUUCAUCAGACACUGGCUGGAAUACGAGCAAGAAACAACAAAAAUGGCUUUUGAAAGCAAAUCCUGAGGCUCGCCUAGGUAAUGAAUGUAUUCAUGAUGAACUAAUGUCCUCACAUUCGUCGUCGCAAAGUCACGACAAUGGACCGUGGAGCUCAUCGCUUUUCGCAAUUGGGGAAUUAACCGACACUAGUGAGCCGCAGUCAGUCUCUGGUGCUCCACUAGUAGCAAUUGUUACAGGCGAAGUAAAUGACGUCCUUCGUCUAGCAAAGCCGGGUAUAGAGGAAUGGCAGUGGCAUGGCGAAGAGAACGUCUCUCUAGGGUUCGGGGACAUGACAGAGCAAGACGAUGUGGUUCUCUAUAAAGAGGAGUUUGCGGGGCCUAUCCGCCGUCUGAAAAGUGUGGUCGACUCGAAGAGGUACGAUCCGACGCGCUGGAUAGUUGUCCAAAGAGACACCGGCACCCGGGUAUUCCAGCCAGAAUAUCGAUUAUCCCCGACGAUUUCCGCGUACGAUCGUGGAGGGAAAACCUCCCGUAUUGUAGCGAAUCCGUUGUUUUUUUUUUCAAGGGACCAAACCGGAGGGAGUCUACAUUCAGAUGCUUCGUUUAACCCCGGUGUAAGGUCAAAGCCGCCCCAACUUGGGCUCAUCGACGAAUGUGGAUUUUGGAGUAUUUGGGACAUUGCUCAUACCAAAUCCAGAUCGUCUAAAAAGCCGAAGGUUCGCUUAAACAAGUGCGGGCAUAUUGAGCAGGGUGUUUUGGAUCGUCUCCCGCCGAAAGGCACCGGAGAACCACAAUGUCACAAAAUACUCUGGGUUGGUAGCCUAUCAGAAGACUCUCAAGAAUUUGGCUUGGAGGAGGACACGGAAGAUCCCGAAACGCAGAGCUCAUUUCCACAGCUUGUACGAUCAUCAACAUUGCUUUUGUGUAACAAGAAGCUCGUUAGGCUGCUUGACCUGACGAAAAAUUCGGCUUUACCCGACUUGCCUUUUAUUGCGGAAAGAAGUCGAGAUUGCGUUCUGGAUGUCGGUCAAAAUCCACGAGACACCCAAUAUGUCUUUGUCCUAACCACGUCGAAAUUAUUUGUGGUUAGAGUGUAUUCGGCUCCAGGGCAGGAUUGGGGGAAGAUCCAGAAACAUUGGAAUAUCGUUCUAGCGGUAUCUCACCUGAGAGAUAGUUUUGACAGGAGUUUGAAACUUACGGUUGCUUCAGGAGCUGCAUUACCUGAGCGAAACACCUCCUUGAUCUACAUCUCUUCGAGUAGUAAUGCUCGGCUCGACCUUUUCUGUGUUGCUAUGAUGAAAAGCAAUCCUUCGAUGGUUAAAUAUCAUAGCGAAACCGUCGUACUGGAUGCUUUCCAGCAUGCGUCCCCAGAGAUAGCGCCCCUGACGAUAUGCGUUCAUCCUAUACCGGUUGCUUUAAAGCCUUCAAAAAUGACAACUGAGUUCGCACGUAGUUUUUCCAUGCGGCAGAUACAAUUAUACCAGCUUGCUGUCCUGAGAAAAGACAUGUGUGUCGUCUCUUCGCUUUGCGUGUCUACCCUUUCGUUGUCCAUUGACCGGAUAAGUUGUCCGGACUACAAGGUGACUCGAACAAGAGACCUGUCCAAGGAGAGAAAAAGGGCAUUAAGAGAGAUUUCCGCACGCUUCGUGGUCCCGGACGACGUCGCUAUGUAUGGCGAUGAAGGCGAAUAUCACUCAGCCAUUACCCCACGCAUUUCUAGGUGGACAGUGACACGAAGACCUUUUGGAGUACUCUACGAAUUCCUCCGUACAAUGUUCAAUGAGGUCAGAGAACAUCAAGAAUUAUCUGUUGGAGACGAAGAAUUUAGUUACAAUCUAUUCGACGAUGUUCAUAUUGCUAUUGAGCGAGUCAUCGAAGCUGGAAAUAUGCCCGCUACUACCAUUUUCCAGAUGAUAGAGGACUUGAAAUUGCCUAUUGAUAUGAGUCUCGCAGCUUCCGACUGGAGGCUCGAAAUAGAACGACUGAGGCGCAUCAAACUAAACGUGGUGCUAUUGGCACUCGAUCGGCUACAUAUCCCGAUUUUCAAGUUAUCGAACUCACUUGAUGAUUUGCAUUCCGCGCUCGGUGUCACAGUGGCGGGUGCGAAUUUCGAUGAUAGGAGAGAAGACUGGAUCGAAGAGAUGCGAUCAACGGUAAUUCGACAAAUAGCCUGCGAUGUUUACCUGUCUCUCUUUGUGUUGGUGCAUCGCCAAGUAGAUCGCCAAGUAGAUCGCCAUGUAGAUUUGAAUGAAUCUCAGCGAACCCUUGCGCAUGAUCUAGACAAGAUGGUCAUUGAUAGCCAGCAAGGAAGCCGUGCCGGAAGCGUAGCGAGAUCACAAUCUGAGUUCUCUACCACGAGUUCAGUGGAGUCGAAAACGGAGAACUCCCCGGAAGAAGACCCGGCCAUGGCACUUCUAAGGUCAUAUACGGGAACCGGCAAAUUCGUACCUACGAAAAGCACUGCACUUUUAGAUAAGUGGGAAGUCGGGGGCAACCCAGAUGAUUAUAUGUUCGACCUCCAUUUAGAUGACGAGGUGACUCCCGGCAUGCAAAAGCGGGCGAAGAAGCUGGCUCGCGAAAAUCGAAAGCGACGGAGAGCCGAAACACUUCUCCAGAUACAUAAGGACCAAGAGCCAAGUCUACCCGCAACCCAACCGGCACCGAAUAUCCGCUUCUCUAGUCAGUACAGUCAGCCUGCCGGUGGCUUUUCGAGCCAACCUAUCAGAUCGGAUUCGUUACACACAAUGUCUCAGCCGAUGGCCGGCAUGUUUGGUCGCAGAGAUGAGAGACCGAAAAAGAAAGUAAAAAAGCGGCAAGGCGGGUUUUAAUGGUGGUAGAUACAGAGCCAACCUUGUCCUGGACUUCUGGGCUCUCAUGUUGAAAUCAUCUGUUAAUUAUAAAAAGGGGUUGAUGUAUUCUAAGAAGAGUUUCACGUAGGAGCAAUCUGAUGUAUUCUGCCCAGGUCAUAAUCGCAAUUAUUACCAGUUUUUCUCAAUUCUACCAAGGAAUAACCAAAGUCUAGAAACAAGUUGAAUGUUUAAAUUUGGUAUAAAGAGCUCUACAGUAGCGAGAAUUUAAUACAAGUUAACUUUCAA
Molecule: messenger RNA, 3470 nt
Organism: Annulohypoxylon truncatum
Lineage: Eukaryota; Fungi; Ascomycota; Sordariomycetes; Xylariales; Hypoxylaceae
Exons: 3
Coding region: 186-3203 (1005 amino acids)
Biological process (GO): nucleolar large rRNA transcription by RNA polymerase I
Cellular component (GO): RNA polymerase I core factor complex
Molecular function (GO): RNA polymerase I general transcription initiation factor binding; RNA polymerase I transcription regulatory region sequence-specific DNA binding
Source: RefSeq, a predicted model, not a curated record